GAAAAGUAGGCCGCACAAGUCAAAAGCUUAUGAGUGAUACAAAGCCAUAGCAGUUUCCCCUGUCUAGGCUAGUCGAGAGAGGUUUGCUCCGCAAUGAAGCAACUGGAUUUCUCUUCCAUGGCCUGCUUCUGCGUUCCCCAUAGCAGCAGAAGCUCCACCUUCACCACACGAUUCACCAAUCACACAGACAGGGCCAUAGAUGUGCAGAUAAGGGUGGGAUCGCUACUGAAGAAGUCCUACACUGUUCAACCUGGCAAUUCAAAGAAGCUAGGAAGCAAGCAGAUAUACAAGACCUAUGACGUGCCCAAGAGCAGAGCCACAGUCGCCAUGAAUUUCCAUCGCAGUAUCUUCCAGCCAUACGUUUGGAUUCAUGACAGUGGGGAUUUCUCAAGGAUGGUGAAGCAGCAGUACGUAAGCCUUGAAGAUUUGAGGGACCAUUCUGAGAUCAAGGUCCUGAGAAACCAUGUGAAGGGAUGCAUUCAAGUUUACAAGAAACCCAGAAUGGAGUUCUGCUAGAAAUGCUACCGAUGGAAAGUAUCUUGGUCUAUGAGACAUGCAACGAAGCACCCUUCGGACAGGUAGCAUUCUCUCCCUGGAUGAAUGUGCUUGUGAUCAUUAACCAGUUAAUGCCGAGUGGAAAUUAUAUGUAACAGCUCGGUUUCUAGAUUUUAUCUUCAUCUUGCUGUUUUUCUGUGUGUGAUCAGAACAUUUAUCUGCAUUUUCUUGUCC
This is a messenger RNA of Nymphaea colorata (pocket water lily), 729 nucleotides long. RefSeq lists its product as uncharacterized. The record is from RefSeq and is a predicted model, not a curated record. The transcript has a single exon. Bases 94 to 516 code for a protein of 140 amino acids. NCBI's taxonomy places the organism in Eukaryota, Viridiplantae, Streptophyta, Magnoliopsida, Nymphaeales, Nymphaeaceae.